AUGAUACACAUUCCUUCUGAUGAUUUAUGGAGACCAGACAUUGUAUUAUAUAACAAUGCUGACGGCGACUUCGUCAUCACCAUGACGGCUACUAAAGCAACGGUAUAUUACGAUGGCAGAAUAUCAUGGGAGCCGCCUGCUAUCUACAAAUAUUCUUGUGAAAUUGAUGUGGAAUAUUUCCCAUUUGAUGAACAAAACUGUCGUAUGAAACUCGGUUCUUGGACUUACGACGGUAACGAAGUGGACUUGCUUCAUUUUUGUCACGAGCAAGGAAUAAACAAUUCCGAUGGAGACGUCACUAAUUUGAUGGGAAUCGAUUUGAAAGGUUAUCAACAAAGUGUCGAGUGGGACAUUCUCGCUGUAACAGCCGUGAGGAAGGUGAAAAAAUACCCUUGCUGUCCAGAGCCUUAUCCAGAUAUCACUUUUUAUAUCAGACUCCGGCGUAAACCGUUAUUUUACACGCUGAACUUAAUUGCGCCGUGUGUAUCGAUUUCAAUGUUAACAGUGUUAGUAUUUUACCUGCCGUCAGUGAGUGGAGAAAAAAUCACUCUAUCCAUUUCUGUCCUUCUGGCCCUGACUGUGUUUUUCUUGCUACUAUCCGAUAUUAUUCCCCCGACUUCCCUCGUCAUGCCCCUGAUAGGAAAGUACCUGAUGUUUACCAUGUUGAUGGUGACUGCAUCCCUAUUUUUGACUAUCUACGUGCUCAACAUCAACUACAGAAAACCGACGACACAUGUCAUGUCGGACUGGGUACGGUAUUACCUACUAGAGCGACUGCCCCCUUACCUGUGUAUGCGCAGACCCGAAAUAAACAAACACCCAUUGGAGAUCGGCAAGGUGGCCGUCCGUACUGUGAACGGCAUGGAGGUACGGGAACUUACCCUUGAUUCCCGCACUGGUACUCUGUCACGCGGCGAGGUGCACACCUACGAGAAUAUGCAGAAUCGCCACCCAACUGAGGAGCUUGCCCCUGAAUGUUUACUUCAGAAACCGGUUCCAUUUGCUAAUAAAGAAAUAAAGAUCGUGAAAGAUAUUGUCGAGAAUAUCAAAUAUAUAGCUAACCACAUGAGAGAGUCUAAUGCCGACGAGCAGGUCAUUCGCGACUGGGCUUACGUGGCUAUGGUGGUUGAUCGGAUUCUGUUGUAUCUAUUUAGUCUGGCUGUGGCGAUAGGGACCAUGAGUUGUUUUAUGGCCCCACCUGUUCACUACGACAAUGCAGUAGCCCUCGACCCUGCCUUGUUCUAUCUACCAGGGUUCAUAUCUAUCUAUCUAUCUAUCUAUCUAUCUAUCUAUCUAUCUAUCUAUCUAUGA
Acanthosepion pharaonis is the source of this 1311-nucleotide messenger RNA. The record is from the annotation of a GenBank genome assembly. NCBI's taxonomy places the organism in Eukaryota, Metazoa, Mollusca, Cephalopoda, Sepiida, Sepiidae.